ACCCUACACCAAAUCUUGGCAUGUUAUGCCACAGGGCUCCCACCACGCUUAAACCUUAGCCCAGAAAGUUUGCGUUUUUUUUCUCUCGUUAAUUUAAUUUUUCCCAUCGUUCAGAGAAAUGGAGCUCUGGGUUUCAUGCAGCCAUGGAUCUCCACCGUCGAUCUCUAGAAUCUUCAUCAAAGACGCCAUUUUUAUGGUCUUCUUCCUUUCCCUUUUCUGCUUUAGCCCUACAGAUGCUUAUGAUCCACUAGAUCCAAAUGGAAAUAUCACAAUCAAAUGGGAUAUUAUAAGCUGGACUGCAGAUGGAUAUCUUGCUAUGGUAGUGAUAAACAACUACCAGAAGUAUCGUCAUAUCCAAGCACCUGGAUGGAAAUUGGGAUGGGUAUGGGCAAAGAAAGAAAUAAUAUGGGACAUGGUUGGUGGUCAAGCCACAGAACAAGGGGACUGCUCAAAAUUCAAAAUGAACAUUCCUCAUUGCUGUAAGAGGGACCCGACGGUCGUGGAUUUGAUGCCCGGUACUCCUUACAACAAGCAGGUUGCAAAUUGCUGCCGAGGCGGGGUACUCAACUCGUGGGUCCAGGAUCAAGAAACUUCUUUGAGUGCAUUUCAAAUAAGUGUUGGUCAAGCUGGGACAAGCAACAAAACAGUUUUAAUGCCCAAAAACUUUACCCUUAAGACCCCCGGUCCCGGGUACACUUGUGGGCCCGCUAAAAGCGCGUUGCCGACCAAGUUUUUGUCUCCAGACAAAAGGAGAUCCACUCAAGCUAUGAUGACAUGGAAAGUCACCUGCACAUAUUCUCAAUUCCUGGCCCAAAAGACGCCAACUUGCUGCGUCUCCAUGUCUUCCUUCUACAACAGUACGAUAAUCCACUGCCCAACUUGUACCUGUGGAUGUCAAAACAACAUAAACCAACCUGGGACUUGCAUAAGACCGGGCUCUUCAUACGUGCCAACAGCACUUUCAACCUCAAGUUCAGGAAGGACUGAUUUAUCACCUUUGGUUCAGUGCACUGAUCACAUGUGUCCAAUCCGUAUCCACUGGCAUAUUAAGAUCAACUAUAAAGCUUACUGGAGGGUGAAGGUGACCGUUACAAAUUUCAAUUACAGAAUGAACUAUUCGCAGUGGAAUCUCGUAGUCCAGCACCCCAACUUUGACAAUCUCACCCAGAUUUUCAGCUUCAACUACCAGCCAAUAACGCCAUACGAAUCCAUAAAUGACACUGCAAUGCUCUGGGGAAUCAAGUUUUACAACGACCUAUUGAUGCAAGCGGGGCCUUUGGGUAAUGUGCAAUCUGAGAUGAUCUUCCAAAAGGAUAAAUCCAAGUUCACGUUCGACAAAGGGUGGGCGUUCCCAAGGAGGGUUUACUUCAAUGGAGAUAACUGUGUAAUGCCGCCACCAGAUUCAUAUCCGUACCUUCCAAAUGCCGGUACCCGGAUUGUUCUUUAUCUUCUUCAAACUCUGGCAUCAAUCUUUGCAUCUCUGGUUCUACUACUCACAUGUGGUUAAAAAUAUUUGUCUGAUGGAAUUAACAAGUGCAAUUCUUUUGUUAUCUAAGCUUAAGUUAAUGGUGGG
Cuscuta campestris is the source of this 1573-nucleotide messenger RNA. The record is from the annotation of a GenBank genome assembly. NCBI's taxonomy places the organism in Eukaryota, Viridiplantae, Streptophyta, Magnoliopsida, Solanales, Convolvulaceae.